Messenger RNA from Osmerus eperlanus (European smelt), 2044 nucleotides. It is a transcript of the gene ilk, whose product is annotated as integrin-linked kinase. NCBI's taxonomy places the organism in Eukaryota, Metazoa, Chordata, Actinopteri, Osmeriformes, Osmeridae. Gene Ontology annotation, molecular function: protein binding; protein kinase activity; ATP binding. Gene Ontology annotation, biological process: signal transduction; protein phosphorylation. The record is from RefSeq and is a predicted model, not a curated record. The transcript has 13 exons. The coding region runs from base 264 to 1622 and encodes 452 amino acids. Gene Ontology annotation, cellular component: cytoplasm.
CAUCAAGCAAAGAUGUUGAGUGGGGCGUGGGCAGUGGGAGCGGGCACAACAAACUGUACCAAAUGAAAAGGGACUUAACGGGAGCCGCUUUCUUGCAUCGAGCAGACUAGCUUAGUGACUGAACAGUUGCUCCCUUCACCCCUACCCUUAGUUGCCGCCCGACCACCGACCCCAACUGUCACAGCCUCCUACAGCCCAGAGAAACGAGUCAGGAGGAGUAGAGAGGGGGGAGGAGGAAGAAGGAGCCUGGGUAGAGGAGAAAAAUGGAUGACAUCUUCACUCAGUGUCGGGAGGGCAAUUCUGUAGCUGUGCGUCUGUGGUUGGACAACACAGAGAAUGACCUUAACCAGGGGGAUGACCAUGGUUUCAGCCCCCUUCACUGGGCGUGUCGGGAGGGGAGGAGUGGGGUGGUGGACAUGCUGAUCAUGAGAGGGGGUCGCAUUAAUGUGCUGAACAGAGGUGACGACACACCCCUCCACCUCGCCGCCAGCCAUGGGCACAGGGAAAUUGUGGCUAAGUUGAUCCAGUGCAAAGCAGACACCAACACAGUCAACGAACAUGGCAACACUCCACUCCACUAUGCUUGCUUCUGGGGACAGGAUCUGGUGGCAGAGGACCUGGUAGCCAGUGGAGCCCAGGUGCAUGUGUGUAACAGGUUUGGGGAGACCCCCCUGGACAAGGCCAAGGACCACCUCAGACAGAUCCUCAAAGAGAAGGCAGAGAAAGAGGGCCAGAGUCUCACCAGAGUCCCCUACAAGGAAACCUUCUGGAAGGGCACCAUGCGAACACGGCCCCGUAACGGCACACUGAACAAGCAGGCAGGGCUCGACUACAAGCAGCUGUCCCUCCUGGCCAAGCUCAACGAGAACCACUCUGGAGAGCUUUGGCAGGGUCGUUGGCAGGGGGACGAGAUCGUGGUUAAGGUUCUACAUGUCCGAGACUGGACCACGAGGAAGAGCCGAGAUUUCAACGAGGAGCACCCCAAACUCAGGAUAUUCUCCCACCCUAACAUCCUCCCUGUCCUGGGGGCCUGCCAGUCUCCCCCCUCUCCCCACGCCAUCAUCAUCACCCCCUACAUGCCCUACGGAUCCCUCUACAACAUACUGCACCAGGGCACCACUUUGGUGGUUGACCAGACUCAGGCAGUGAAGUUUGCGUUGGACAUAGCCAGUGGGAUGGCUUUCCUGCACACUCUAGAACCCAUGGUUCCCCGACUGUACCUCAACAGCAAGAGUGUCAUGAUUGAUGAGGACAUGACUGCUAGGAUCAGUAUGGCUGAUGCCAAGUUCUCCUUCCAGUGUCCUGGCCGAAUGUAUUCUCCUGCUUGGAUGGCACCUGAAGCCCUCCAGAAGAAGCCCGAGGACAUCAACAGGAGGUCAGCCGACAUGUGGAGCUUCGCCGUGCUAAUCUGGGAGCUGGUCACCAGGGAGGUUCCCUUUGCUGACCUGUCACAGAUGGAGAUAGGGAUGAAGGUGGCUCUGGAGGGUCUACGGCCCACCAUCCCCCCUGGGAUCUCCCCGCACAUCUGCAAGCUGAUGAGGCUCUGCAUGAACGAGGACCCCGCCAAGAGGCCCAAGUUCGACAUGAUCGUCCCCAUCCUGGAAAAGAUGCAGGACAAGUGAGGGCCCGUCCAGACCCACUGUCCUCCCUCCGCUUCCCAGCGCCCAGCUCCGGCUUCUCCUCCAGCUGUUCCCAUCAGCACCACUUGAGUGUCCCUGUGUAUUUAUAAUGCUGCCUUUCCCUUCAACCGUCCAUCUAUCUAUCUUUCCACUGACUAAGCUAGUAUCUACUCAUUUUUUUUAAACGUUGGGCCAAAGUGGUGUCAACCAAAGGUUAUGAUGCUCUAGCUGCAUAGAGCUUUUAAUAGUUCACUGUGGCUGCAGAAAAUCACCAAAGUCCUCAUUCCUGUACUGAGUUACUGCAUAUUGCUUAUAGAGAGACACGUGCACAUGAAAUCGAUUUAAAUAUAUGUACAAAAGAGCAUUGUAUUGUAACAUGUUUCAACAUCUAUGCAUAUCAAUAAACUUGAUGCUUUCAUGUCAAA